Molecule: messenger RNA, 7569 nt
Organism: Aspergillus udagawae
Lineage: Eukaryota; Fungi; Ascomycota; Eurotiomycetes; Eurotiales; Aspergillaceae
Product: putative ubiquitin C-terminal hydrolase
Exons: 13
Coding region: 1-7569 (2522 amino acids)
Biological process (GO): protein deubiquitination
Cellular component (GO): nucleus; cytosol
Molecular function (GO): cysteine-type deubiquitinase activity; cysteine-type endopeptidase activity
Source: RefSeq, a predicted model, not a curated record
AUGGCAGCUGCCCCGCUAGAUAGCUCUAGCACCCCGCCUGACGCUACUCUAUCCACCGAUUCGACGCGUCCACACGGCGAUUCCAUGGAAGAUCUCGAUCCCCAGUCCACCCGGAAACGUCCGCGUCUCGACAGUGGAAGCGGUGUUGUUGAGUCGUUGUCGAUAGACGAAGCUGCGAUUUCUCGAAUGUCCAAGCCGACACCGGCUGCUCCUGCCACGCCCGGAACGACUGAUCACGACGUCCCUGCGUCGACUGCCCCCGCCAGCAGAGUGACCAUCAAUGUGAAAUCUCCCACCUCCGAUACCAUGGCGACUGAUUCCUUAGACACUACCGCCGAGCAUCCUGGCGCCGGUCCGCCUAGUGCUGCUCUAGCCGCUGAUUCUCCCAAAGUCGUCUCGAUAUCGUCGACGCCUGCACAGAGUCCGGAGAUUGAGGUGGCCGACUUGGAAGACAUGGAUCAGGACCCCAACACUUCGACGUGGAGAACGCUCGGUGAAGCUUUGCAGGAUCCUGUCACACCAGAGGUAGUGCAGCUCCAAGGUCAGCCGCCUUUGAGUGAAACAUUUCCGAAGCUUCGAGAGGCCGAUGACCUACGAGAAAACUUGGAGGGGAUCGGCUCAAUCAUCGAGAAAGGAAGUCAACAUGAUGUCGGCGUUUUCUUAGCCGUGAAGCACUGGUUCGAUGAGAUUGCGCCGAGCUUGGAUCAAAUUACUGAUGAAACUUACGUGGAUGACCGAAUCUUCUGGGAAGAUCUACCCUUGCUAGUGGAGUCAUUGCUUCGCAGAGGGCAGCCUCUGGAGCCUGACGAUGGUCAAGGAAUUUGGUUUUGCUUGGAGGAAUUCCUGAUCAACUUUGCAUUGCUUGGCUUUCGUCUGGUGCGCUUGGAUAUCCUAACCUUGACGCAACUGGCCGAGAACAUAGAUAUGCAGGCCGUGGAUCUUAUGUCAAGGGCAUACUUGCAAGCGUUGGGCUGGAUAUUACAAUUACACGGCAUUCCCUUCUAUCGCGCCAUGGAACGCGCCCACGGUUCCGAGAUCGUUGAUCUUGUUGUUCAGCUUAACAUUCGAAUUGCGUUCCUUCCAAUCGGUACGAUCCACCUGCUAUCGAAGUAUGCUGCUUGCCUCCUGGAUCUUGUUUCUAGACCUCAAUGGUCGCAGCUCUCUUCUUCCUUAGUGCACACCCUCACUAUCGUGCACAACAUGAUGGACUCCGGGGUCGAGCAAUGGAAGAUCCGCGAGGAGGAAAAUAGCGCUGAAUCUGCGUCGUUCCCUCUUUUUCUGAAACAGGUCUAUCAGUUCGCUCGGGACAUUGAUGGGAAGUAUCAGGUUCACAUCGCUAAGAAGUCACCCUGGGUCACAAGCGACGCAAGUGAAUCGAUCCUUCGGUGCAUCUCGGGUAUCUAUCUUGCCGUCAGCCGCGAUUCGAGUUUCACAUCGCAAGUCGCCAAUGACCUCUUGAUCGAGCUCCCUGAGCAUAUCUCCCAAGAUGAGCGUGCCUGGAUAAUUUAUUAUGCUUGGAGGGUUGCCGUACUGCAGAAGCAUAUCAAGGAUGGCCGCAUGGAGUUGAGGGUUCAUGGCAUAGAGACCAUGCAAGCGGAUCUCGUCAACGUAUGGCGGCAAUAUAUCCAAAACAAUCCCACAGGCACCGAGCACCCGCUUGUCCGAUUCCUCGUCGGCUUCCUGAGGGAAAAUAAAAUCGUCGAUUACAUUGUCGGCGUCGAUUCGCACCCUCAGCUCAUUAGUCGGAGUGGAAAUAUUGUCGGCUUCCUGAUAGUUACCUCUACUUACGGCGACAUAGAUACGGAUACAAUCUGGAAGACGGUGACAGAGUCACAAGACCCCCGGACAGUAUCCGAAGUACUUGGGAUGCUUACCAGGACAUUCCACAUGCAUUCAGCCUUGUCCUCAGCAUUAAUCUAUCUGUGCGCCAAGCUCCUCGAGCUACCCCUGUCUCGGUUUGACGCACGGAUGGUGGAGUUCUGUGAACAACUUCUCUAUCAGGUCCGUGAAAAACAGGGCGAGAGGAGUCGACACGACGUGCUGGACGCAUCACAUAUGGAUGCUGUUCCUCUGCGUUUGUGCGUGCGCCUCAUUCGCGAGAGUGCUGCAUUCGAUGAGUUCUCGGUAGAGCACAAGGCUUUCUUGCAGAGAUUUGCGAGCUCGCAGCUGAGCUCGUUUAUAAGUGUCGGGCUGAGUGAAAGUGACAAGAUGGAGACGUACGAACGCUGCAUUCAGGAUAUUGCUGAAAUGAACCAGUUUACUGUCGGCAGCAUUCAGGCCUUGAACGCUCUCCUUCCAGGGUACGAUACGCAGGAGAUACGCAAGCUUGCCACAGAUUUUGAUCUUCCGGCCCUGGUCAUUGCCGAAAUGGUUCACACAGUGGACAUGAAGCAGACGGACUUUGGCGACUCCUUUUCGAAGACCGGAUUCAUAUCCAGGAUUCAACUGCUUGCCCGCAUUAUUGACAAAGUCCCUGAUUCUAUCACAGCGGACCUGGCUGAUGUCCUUUGGGAAAAGGUGCUCGUGUCCAAAACACUGGUGGAACAAGGCCGCCGAGCUGUGUGGGACAUGUUGUGCGAGCACAUGAGACGCAGCCCAAAACGCAAUCCGUUCAUUGAACGGUGUACCCAAGAAUACCUUCCAAAAUUGUCUCCUAAUGACUACUCUCCCGAAUUGCUCGCAUUCGCGAAGCAAGCGGUCAAUUACGAGGUCCGAUUCAAUCCGCCACCGAUCGCUAAAGAGAAUGAGGUCGUCUCAAUUCCCGGGCUGGACCGUAUCUGGAAUUUCAUUCUCACGGCUCCACCGGGCUCAAUCGAAACAGACGCCACAAAUUUUGCGAUCGAGGUCUACCUUGAUCACUCUGUGAUCAACCGCUCUCCGCGAUCGGCCGUUGAGGCAACUCAUAUUGCUUUGGUGGAUCGUUGUGUUGAACAGCUCAAGUCUGCCGCGGCUCAUUUGAAGCCAUCCAUUGGUGACACCGCCAAUGGGACUGACGAGUCAAUGGCAAGCGACCUCAGCGGAAGUGAAAGCCGAGCCGACGCAAUACGUUUCAGUCGUUCACUGCUCUUUCUUCGCCAGUUUCUCCAGGGGCUACGGACUAGGCCUCAAUAUAGCCCGCCGCAGAAUUCACCCCCGAACUUGCCUGAUCAUCCGGUAAAGGGCGAGCUGAUUGAAAUUCGGUAUCAAACAUUCAACGGAAGUGCUCAAAGUAAAUUUCGAUCGUUACGAAUUGGAGACCUGGCUACCGCAGCUGAGCUAGUUGAGAAACUCGAGCAGCUCACGGGAUUCUCGAAAUUUAGUACCAUUACAGGGGGCCGACGUCUGGAUCUUCUGGAGAAACCUGAUCUCACAAUACGUGAGAUGAAGAUCGGGUCUGGGCUGCUCCUAAUCCGGAAGAAUGCUGACAGCCGCGAGGUGGCCUCGACUGGUAGACGCCCGUCACUUACCCCGGUAGAUUCCGAGGUACUCAAACAUUUUGAUGACCUUUACGACCUUCUCAAUCUUCAGGACCACCUGGCUCGAGAGAUCUAUGACUUUCUCGUUGUCUUUCCGCCUCAAGAAAGGGUGAUUGAAUUAGUCAAAUCUUUGGAAAAAACUGAGGAAGACAUCUUCCCAGCGGACAAACCGUAUAGCCUGCUUUAUUCUGCAAAUACCCUUUCGAGUUGCUUGAGAGAAGAAGCAUUAGAGUCGGCUCCGGAUCAGGCAUUUGUUUCUCACAGCAUCCGUGUCGUCGUUUCUGCCCUGACACGUCCAGAGGCGCCUGAAUCAUUGCCAGAGUCUCCGACGAAAGUUCAGAUUGCCGCCAGCCUUGUUGAAUGCCUUCUUCACGCUCUCAUGGUGAAACCACCUGUAGCCGCCGACUCUCUGACAAUCACCAAUUCAGCCCAGCUGGUGCAACGAUUGGAGCAAUUAAUUGAGGUCGGACGGGGAAUGCCCUCGACUUGCCUGUUCGGAACCCAACUUCAGAGAUUGGUUUGUAACUGCUUUGCCGUGCUCACUGAGGGUUCCUUGCGCGAUCACAAAUUCUGGGAAGUCAUCAAGCAACAGUCACAGUUAGACUGCCUCCUUGUAUCCCUCCUUUUGGAUGAGAGUCGACAACCUAUUCGCAGAGAGAUAAUCGAACGUAUCGCCGUCGCCUGCAGCCCGUCCAAGCUGGUCAGGAAAGCAACAAAAGCGGUCGAUGGCGAAAUGCAAGAUGCAUCGGACACAAUGGCCUCCGAGAACCCGGUCAGAGUUGAUAUGUUGGCAACUAUCUGGGAUGCUUUUGUGAAGAUCAUGCCGCAGACUCUGGAGCAUGCUGAACAGUCCCAGGAAUUUUUCGACAUCGCUCACCUCGUGUUCCAAUCAGUCGCGGAGCAAUCACCUAAGGACCUCAUAUAUGGCAAGUAUCUGAGGCAGUGGAGCAGCGUCAUGCUAGGUCACAAGACACAAGAGUUCGUUGGACGUGAGCCCGUGGAUCACCUUAUUCUGGGAUUCUGUCGUCUUUUGAGAUCGUGCCUGGAUUUAGCUGAUUCGAGCAAUACUGGGGUAGACUCCUUCGACCUUGCUGAGAAGCUCAUUGAGAAUUACCUUUUCCCCAACCUAUCCGAGGAAUCGGACAACCUUAUCGUUCCGCAGAUCCCGGUCAUGCACACUCAGACCCGCCAAGAGCUCUAUGGCAUCCUCAGUCUAUUGUGCAAAUAUUCUGAGGAUUAUUGCACGGUAGUUGAUUGUGUCAAAGAGCUGAUCCCUGGAGAUUAUACAUACUCCUCCAGCUGGUGUUUUGAUCGGCACAAGAUGAUUCGUGCUCCCGAAGGCUAUGCGGGACUCAAGAAUCUUUCCAACACCUGCUAUUUGAACUCUCUUCUAACCCAAUUGUUUAUGAACAUUCAGUUCCGCGAUUUCAUGCUGCAGCUCCACCUUUCAGACGCGGAUGCUUCCCAGAGGUUACUUGCUGAAACGAAGAAGCUCUUUGCUUACAUGCAAGAAACGUGGCUCAGGAGUGUUGAUCCUCAAGGACUGGUAGAUAACAUUCGAACUUACGACAACGAACCAAUCGAUGUAACGAUUCAAAUGGACGUCGACGAAUUCUAUAACCUGCUGUUUGACAGAUGGGAGGCCCAGAUCACGGGCUCCGAGGACAAAAAGAAGUUUCGGUCUUUCUACGGCGGCCAGCUGGUCCAGCAAAUCAAGUCCAAGGAGUGUCCUCACAUCUCCGAGCGUCUGGAGCCUUUCUCCGCCAUCCAAUGCGAGAUUAAGGGCAAAGCCAGUCUCGAGGAGAGUCUACAAGCCUAUGUCGAAGGAGAGAUAAUGCAAGGAGAUAACAAAUACUCUUGCACAUCCUGUGGGCGGCAUGUCGACGCCGUUAAGAGGGCCUGCUUGAAGGAAGUUCCGGACAACCUAAUUUUCCACCUUAAGCGCUUCGACUUUGACAUGAUCACAAUGAUGCGGAGCAAAAUCAAUGAUGAAUUCCGCUUUCCUGAGCACAUUGAUAUGAGCCCAUUUAAAGUCGAAUAUCUUUCUGACCAGAACUCGGAUGUCCAAGAGGACGUCUUCAAGCUCGUCGGGGUCCUGGUUCACAGCGGAACGGCCGAGUCAGGGCACUACUACUCAUAUAUUCGGGAGAGACCUAAUGCAGGAGGUAGAGGCUCUUGGGUGGAAUUCAAUGAUUCAGACGUAAGCAGGUUCGACCCAUCCAAGAUUGCAGAUCAGUGUUUUGGUGGUUACAACGACUUGGUCCACUCGGCCUCCGUGAACCAAGUGCGAUUCAACAAGGUCUGGAACGCUUACAUGCUCUUCUACCAACGCAUUUCGAGUAUGGAGUCGGAAAAGUUGCUGUACAAGCCUUCCAAGGCCGACCAUCCAGUGCAUGUGUCGUUACCGGUUCCGCUAGCAAACCACAUUGCGAUGGAGAACGAGGUCUUUAUACGAACAUACUGUCUUAUGGAUCCAUAUCAUGCCUUGUUUGUCCGACAUCUCCUCUCCCGACUUCAUGAUAGGGAGAUCACGAACAAGAGACCUAAACUGGAUCAGGAUGUGGUCUUCAUCGCAUUAGAUACCUUAGAACAACUGAUCGCGAGAACCAGGGAGCCUCUGGGUCUCGAUGUUCUCGUCUCGGAGCUCAUGGGAGUGAUCAAUGAGUUGCCAAAGGGAGCUCACAGAGUGCUCGAGUGGGUGGUAGAUCGAUCAGCAGGUAUUCGCAAUCUGGUACUGAGAAGUCCUCAUGCGUCAGUCCGAGACAGUACAAUCAAGAUCAUUAUGCGCGCGCUCGAAAAGCUUCAAGAGCUCCGUGAGGCACACCUUGACGACCGUGCGAAGGAGAAAUGGCACAUGCGAUACCUUGAUGGAUUCGAGAAUGUGGUUGCCACUCUAGAUGGGCUGUGGCCCGUUCUCCAUACUACCAGCCGUUCAUGGGACGAUUACUUCACAUUUCUUCUGUCUCUUGCCAACCUGGGAAGCUAUGAGACAGAGACGAUCUUGAAUAGCGGGUUUCUACUCAAAUGCCUGGAAAUUGUGUGGCUCGAUCGAGAAGACUCAAAAAGGUUGAAGCGUCAAUAUCUGUCUUACUUCAGACUUCUCGAGAAGGGCAGGAAAUUCUCGCACAGGAGACUCAUGGAUCUUUUGGCAUUUCUGUUGACAAAGGUUGAUCUCACUGUGGCCCCAACCUCGGAUGACGAGCGACGCUCUUUACCGAGUGGCAAGUUUUCACUUACGGUCACAGAAAAUGUGUUCGUUCGUUCUCUCGGGAGGGAUCGCGAGCUAUCACUGCUGAAGAAAAUUCUUCAACCAAAUCAUAAUCCUCACGCUUCUAUGGCUAUUGUCGGUCUUUUGCUGGACUCGGAACCUGAAGCCGCUCUAACGGAUCCGCUAUGCAAGGUCCUGGAAGACGGGCUCAGGGUUGAACCCGCUGAGCUGUGUGCACCGUUUCUGGAGGCGACUUUGGUUCUUUGUCAAAGGAGUCCUGAUGAGAACAAAAUCAUUACGCUCAUUGACUUUGUUGCCAAGGGCAUUGAGUCAAUCAACGAUAGUGGCGGUAGAGAGCAUCUCGCAUUCUUUACAAGCUUGCUGACAAGUCGAAAUGAACGUCUUGGCCUAGAGAAGAAUUGGUUUCUAGCGCAGAUUGUGGACAAAAUACCUGACUGGGCUCCGACUCUACUCGUCUUUCCUGACAAGACGGUCAGAAACACCACUUUGGCGCUUCUACACCAGAUACUCUUCAGCGCAGAAGCAGAAGACAUGGGCCCUGAUUGGCAGUCACGACAUGCCGAGAUCGCAAAGGAGCUCGUGCGCAACAGUGUCGAGAAGCUAAGAAAGACAUUUUUGACUGGGCCUGCCAACAAUGUGGAAGCGAGGGUGAUCGAGUGCGUCAAGGCCGUCAUAGAUCAUUGUUUGGUUACGUAUUUUGAUGACAGCGAAGAGGACCAAGAGAUUGUCCGUCAGGCGCAAGCCGUUAGCGCAGCCAUUGAUGAGCUAUCUGUGAAUAUGCCAGAAGAAUUGGCUUCCGUUUCUGAUUUACGAUCUCCAGAUGAAUGGGAAGAGAAUUCUAUGCUGCCGAGCGAUUCGGAGAUGGGAAUGGCAGGUUCACCGUGA